Molecule: messenger RNA, 2518 nt
Organism: Linum tenue
Lineage: Eukaryota; Viridiplantae; Streptophyta; Magnoliopsida; Malpighiales; Linaceae
Source: the annotation of a GenBank genome assembly
AUGGCAUGCACUUCAGUGGCGGCAUCUCCCGCAGCUACAGGUUCUACAACGCAGCACUUGCUGAAAGAGCACUACGACGGGCUCCGUCGUUCGGAAUCAGGCAAAGACUUGAGGAGGAGUCGACAAGCUAACAUCCGGAGGUCGCAUUCUGUCGAUCACCUGUUAUUGUGCAAAUCUGUCAACUGCAACAAUACACGUGCCUGCUCAUCAGUGCAGCCGAAAUUGAAGAGCAGCCAUUCGUUUGGAUUCCCGUUGCUCCAAAUGUCGGCCAAUGCCUCCUUCAUCCCAGGCCCAGUUAAGUCCCUUCUACUGUUUGACACAGAGUCGACGACGAGCAUAGAGGAGGAUGGUGAUGAGGAGGAGGUGGCCAGUACUAGUGGAGCUCAGAGGUCGGAACAAGAGAGCAAUGAAAUGAUAAGUCACGACGAACACAUCAACGAGGGAGUUACGAGAGCGAAUUGGGUGGAGAGGCUCUUAGAAAUCAGAAGCCAUUGGAGGAGGAAUAUUAGACAACAGAAGAAAGAGGACCAUGACAUGGCCAUCGACUCUUCCUCUUCUUCUGAUCACCAUGUGGACAAAACCGGCUGUGACUGUGAUGGUUUUGAUGGCGAUGAUGAAAAUUCUGGCUGCAUGGUGGAUUACAACAGCUCAGAAGAAGAAGAAGAGGACAGGUACUAUAACAAAGAGACCUUCUCCAGACUCUUGGCACGCGUUCCUUGGUCCGACACUAAGCUCUUCUCCAAAUUGGCUUUCCUGUGCAACAUGGCUUAUGUUAUACCUGACAUUAAGUUUGUGACAUCAUCUUUGGAAAAGAAAGCUGAGGUGGCUGCAAUGAAAGCAAAGCUUGAUAAUGGAGAUUCUACUUGUGUUUUACCUCCAAUCGUUGAGCAGCCUAGUGAGGACCAAGAAGAACACAAGUGUCGUCCAGAAGUUGCUUAUGAGAUUGCCGUUUCUGCAGCUUCUUAUGUUCAAUCACGGGCUAAGGAAAUUCAUCCAGAUCAAAGCUCUUCUUAUUCAAACCAACCUCAUCCAUUGUACAAAAAGUCGUCGCCAGAGGUGGCAGCAUAUGUUGCUGCAUCAACUAUGACGGCAGUUGUGGCAGCAGGGGAGAAGGACAAACAGGAGACUGCAAACAACCUCCAGUCCCUCCAGUCAUCUCCUUGUGAAUGGUUCAUCUGUGAUGAUUCCAGUACUUGCACUCGUUGUUUCGUAAUUCAAGGUUCGGACUCCUUUGCUUCUUGGCAAGCAAACCUCUUCUUUGAACCUGCCAAGUUUGAGGGAACUGAUGUGCUGGUUCACAGAGGAAUUUAUGAAGCAGCUAAGGGAAUAUAUGACCAAUUUAUGCCAGAGAUUAUGAGUCAUUUGGAGACGUAUGGAGAUCGUCGUGCAAAGCUUCAGUUUACAGGUCACUCACUAGGCGGUAGUCUAUCGCUUAUGAUCCACUUGAUGCUGUUGACAAGGAAGGUAGUUGUCAAUCCAUCUAUCCUAAGACCAGUGGUCACUUUCGGCUCCCCUUUUGUGUUUUGUGGAGGUAAGAAAGUGCUCAACAGCUUGGGUUUGGAUGAAUCCCACAUCUGCUCUGUUGUCAUGCACAGGGACAUCGUCCCAAGAGCUUUCUCCUGCAACUAUCCCGACCAUGUCGCGCUGCUUCUCAAGCGUUUGAACGGAACCUUCAGGUCCCACCCUUGUCUUAAUAUGCAAAAGAGGUUGUACUCUCCUCUUGGGAAGCUGUUCAUCCUCCAGCCUGAAGAGGAAUCAUCCCCUGCACAUCCUUUAAUGCCGUCGGGAAGUGGCUUCUAUACUUUGGACAAUUCGAAGCUAGGAAACUUCUCUGACGACGUCGACAACGACUCCAAGUCCAAGUCCUACUCCAAGGGUAGUGCCCUCAAGGCAUUUCUGAAUCUCCCUCACCCACUGGAAACUCUAAGUAACCCUACAGCAUAUGGUUCAGAAGGCACAAUCCUACGAGACCAUGAGUCGGGCAACUACCUGAAGGCGUUGCAUGGACUUGUGAGGCAAAACACAAAAACAACGACUAGGAAAGCAGUGAAGCAAGUGAGUAACAACGUCUUGUGGCCGCUGCUAAAGGCACCCUCUCCUCAUUCGUGGGAGGAUCAACACAACAAUACUGGAAGUAACGCUUUCGAGGGCAACAACUUGUUGGUGAACAAGGAAGUAAUAACUAGUAGAGUAUGAGUGCAAUUUUAUUUUUGUUUCUAGGUUCCACUUUUGUAGUUAUUCAAGCUCAUUGCCAUCAUUUGCGUUGUUAUUUCAGAUAUCUUCCAUAUGUAAAUCUUGUAUGAUUUUUGGGCGUUACCCUUUCCUAGGACGUGGGUCGACAAUGUACCUAGUAAGCAGAGGUGUUCAACAGGUUGGUCCGUACCGGACCGUACUAGACCAAACCGAUGCUUGGAUCGUACCAUGCAUAUCGAAGAUAAUAUGGUUCGGUCUUUGGCCUCAUUUAUUUUAUAAACACUGAAGAGAAGUUGACCGAAUUGACAUUUGGACUAGAGAGGGC